AUGGGCAAAUUUUGGGGUAUGACAAGUCGCAUUGAAGCUUAUUUUCUGAAAAAGGGUUUUCAUAAAUGUCCAUAUGAGCACACACUUUUUGUUAAAAGGGGAGAUAUCGAGAAAAUGCUCAUUGUGUGUUUAUAUGUUGAUGAUCUUAUAUUUACUGGAAAUGAUGAUGCCAUGAUGAAAGAAUUCAAGAAAUCUAUGAUGAGUGAAUUUGAAAUGUCUGACCUUGGUAUGAUGCAUUACUUCCUUGGCAAAGAAGUAGUGCAAUCAACUUAUGGGAUCUGUAUUUCCCAAAGGAAGUACGUGCAAGAGAUUUUGGACAGAUUUAAAAUGCAGGACUGUAAUCCUGUAAGCACUCCAACCGAGUUUGGCUUGAAGCUAAACAAAGAUCAUGAUGGAAAGAAAGUGGACAACAUACUUUACAAGCAAAUUGUUGGCAGCUUAAUGUACGUAACAGCAACGAGGCCUGACAUAAUGUAUUCUGUGAGCUUAAUAAGCAGAUAUAUGGAGAGUCCAACAGAAAUGCAUUUGUUAGCUGCCAAGAGAAUUCUUCGUUAUUUACAAGGAACUAAAGAUUUUGGGCUGUUCUACAAGAAAGGUAAAAAGUUGGAACUAUUCGGGUUUUCGGAUAGUGAUUAUGCAGGAGAUCAAGAUGAUAGAAGAAGCACAUCUGGCUAUGCUUUCUUGUUGGGGACAAGGGCUGUUUCAUGGUCUUCUAAGAAGCAACAAAUUGUCACUCUAUCAUCCUCAGAAGCUGAAUUCAUUGCUGCAACAGCUUGUGCUUGUCAAGCUAUUUGGUUGAGACGGAUUCUUGAAGAGCUACGGUCAAAACAAGUUGAAGCUACCACAAUUUUUUGUGACAACAACUCAGCAAUCAAACUUUCCAAGAAUCCUAUACUACAUGGUAGAAGUAAACACAUUGAUGUGAAAUAUUAUUUUCUAAGAGAUCUUAGCAAUGAUGGAACAAUUAAAUUGAUUUAUUGUAAGAGUGAAAAUCAGGUUGCAGACAUUUUGACCAAGCCCCUAAAGCCUGCUGCAUUUUUCAAGCUUCGAAGUGGGCUAUGUUGGUUCAGUGUACAUGUUGUCGUAACUGCCGUAGUCACAAUUCUAGUUGCGUCGUUGGGAGCUCGCCAAUUUGAACCAUUGAGACUGCAAGAGAUGAUGGCCUGCUUGCGGUUCUCUCGGUGGCACUGGCAGCUUAUGCCUUUUUUCAAUUCAUUGGCUUAUGUAAACCACUGUUUGGAUAAUAUAUUAAGGAUUGCAUCAUGUAACGGUUGGGAUGGCACUGACUUAAUUCCUAUGAAUUUUGGUAAUGGUUUUGGAAUGUAUGCAAUAUGA
Messenger RNA from Lathyrus oleraceus (garden pea), 1335 nucleotides. RefSeq lists its product as uncharacterized. Lineage: Eukaryota; Viridiplantae; Streptophyta; Magnoliopsida; Fabales; Fabaceae. The transcript is spliced from 4 exons. The record is from RefSeq and is a predicted model, not a curated record. Bases 1 to 1335 code for a protein of 444 amino acids.